Messenger RNA from Photinus pyralis (common eastern firefly), 2175 nucleotides. Its product is annotated as calcium-independent phospholipase A2-gamma-like. Gene Ontology annotation, biological process: arachidonate metabolic process. The transcript is spliced from 6 exons. The coding region runs from base 332 to 2065 and encodes 577 amino acids. The record is from RefSeq and is a predicted model, not a curated record. Gene Ontology annotation, cellular component: membrane. NCBI's taxonomy places the organism in Eukaryota, Metazoa, Arthropoda, Insecta, Coleoptera, Lampyridae.
CUAGGCGGAGCGUAAAUGGUCCGACUCUGUUUACAUUUCCUCUUUGGCUGUAAUUCAAACAUCUCACACGCGCGUAAAUAUUUUCAUUGUUCGGAUCCUAGAAAAUUUUGCAAAAACAUCUGUGCAAUAUAAAAGUGUGGCAAUUUGUUUACAACGUCAAUAAUUAUCAAGAUACUCGUAUUCAAGCUUCGGUUAAGAACUGUAACUGUAAUUAUAUUCAUUAAUUAAAGUGCAAUAUAUUAACGCGGGAACAUUACUAAAUACGUGCGCGGUGUCACGAUUUAUCAUUUUUAUUUAUAACAUUUAAAUAUAGAUAGUUUAAUAGUUGAUAAUGUCGUUAAGUAAAGGUAUUCGCCACCUUAGAAACAGAUCUCCUCAUUUAAAGCAGUAUUACUCCGGAAGUUCGAAUACAGUCAGCCCCUCAAAAUUGCAAAUGAAGGUGAUGUCUUUAACGCAGUGGAAAUUCCUAAACAACCUAAGACUUUACAUUACUAAGUUUUCCAACAAUAAAAAGCUGCAAAAUGUCAUCAACAAGGAAAUUACGCAAUUGCUACAAAAGCUUCAACCGUCCGUUUACGGAAGUGACGUACGAUUUAUUGAAACAAAAAACGUACCCACAAUCCCUGAGGACAGUACCACUACUGCAGUUGAGACAAAAGCUGACGGUGGGUAUGCGUUACCCAAUGUCUUGCAAGGCUUAAGAAGCAAGAAAAGUUCGACCGAAGGCGAAGUGAAGGUGAUCACACCAAAAUGGAAAACGUCACCUGCUGUCUCGUCCAAAUCAUUGAUAUUAACAAAGGCGAAUAAGCUGAUGACCUCCGUAGCAAUAGCGCAAAGUGACGAUUCGAAAAUACACAGAAUUGAAGAGCUGCUCGCUCAUAUUAAACAAUUUCCUGAAGUAAAACGACAAAUCAUUAAGGAUGGAGUUAUUAGAAUGUUAUUGAGAGUGCAGCGACAUUCUUCUCACGGUGACGUGCACGCCGUAAUCAAUGAAGCGUUUGCGUUACUCGGCCAUUGUAAACCUCUACCGGGCUACGGAAUUCGAAUUUUAUCAAUUGACGGAGGUGGGACAAGGGGACUACUUGUAAUUGAAAUGCUCAGAAAGCUGGAGGAAUUGACUGGGAAACGGAUUUACGAACUGUUUGAUUACAUAUGCGGAGUUAGUACAGGCGCAAUCAUCGCAUGUUCCACAGGAGUAUUUCGAAGAGAUUUGGAUUAUCUCACGAAUCUUUAUCGUGAAAUUAGCAAUAAAGUCUUUACGCAAUCUGCUUUUUGGGGGACCGGAAAUUUGGUGUGGAGCCAUUCGUAUUACGACACCACUUUGUGGGAAAAAAAUCUCAAGGAAUACUUUGGACAGAUAGAGUUGAUACAAUCUGCUCGUGACCCAAAGUGUCCUAAAGUUGCCACCAUUUCUGCUAUUGUGAAUCAGACUACCGUUACACCCUAUGUGUUUCGUAAUUACUCUUUGCCAUGGGAAUUUCAGUCUCAGUAUAUGGGGGGUCAUAAUCACAAAGUUUGGGAAGCAGUAAGGGCCUCGGCUGCCGCCCCCACUUACUUUGAGGAAUGUAAAUUGGGUAAUUUGCUUCACCAAGAUGGAGGAAUUUUAGUUAAUAACCCAACAGCAGUUGCCAUCCACGAAGCCAAGCAGAUAUGGCCCAACUACCCAAUUCAAUGUGUCGUUUCUUUCGGAACGGGACGCACGAUACCAUCCCAUUUAGAGCUAACCGAAGAGUCAACCAGUAACAGUUCGUCGUGGAAAACAAAAUUUUUGAAAAUUCUUGACAGCGCUACCGAUACUGAAGCAGUUCACACAAUGCUAAAUGACUUGUUACCUGUUAAUGUUUAUUAUCGUUUCAAUCCCUACUUAACUGAAAUGUUAAGCAUGUCCGAGAUAAAUCCCUCAAAGCUGGAGCAACUAGAACGAGAUGCACUUAUGUAUCUUAGACGAAACGAAGACAAAUUUCAACAUGCCGCAAAAGCGUUAUGUGCCACAAAGGGACCGGCCCAGAAAAUUAUGGACUGGGUUAGUUUAAAGGGUGAAACGAUAAUGUCUAUAAUUAAAUGAGUUGUAGUCGCAAUUGUGUGUUUCACAUUCUUAAUUCUGUGUAAUUCACAAAAAUAGAAAGCUUCAUAAAGGGGCGUAUUAGUUUUGUCUGUGAUCAUUUUAUAACAAUG